This is a messenger RNA of Bipolaris sorokiniana ND90Pr, 1359 nucleotides long. RefSeq lists its product as uncharacterized. Gene Ontology annotation, molecular function: oxidoreductase activity, acting on NAD(P)H, oxygen as acceptor. The record is from RefSeq and is a predicted model, not a curated record. Lineage: Eukaryota; Fungi; Ascomycota; Dothideomycetes; Pleosporales; Pleosporaceae. Gene Ontology annotation, cellular component: intracellular anatomical structure. The transcript is spliced from 3 exons. Bases 446 to 1237 code for a protein of 263 amino acids.
GCCCCCCUCACAAUUGCCCAUCUCCCAAAAGAUUCCUAACUUAGCCACUUACUUACUACCCCAGAUCUCAAAACGGGUGAGGCAGGGAUGAUCGCCCUCUUCUCGGCACUUAUUCCGCGAUUGCAGUGGCACCAAAGCUAGCCCCAAUGCAGCCGAAAUGUGCCUCGAGACGAAGCACCAGAGGGUACGAGGCUUGCGUGCAUGCUCGUUACGAUCGGGAAUUGUGGGGGCGAGUUAUGGGGAUAGCGAGGAAGGAAGGAAAGAUGGGGAUGGAGGAUGGACAGAGGUGUAUAAGUAGGAAGGGGAAGAGCGCGGGGGACGAGAUACAUUGGUACAUUAGUUCAUCACAUACGUACAGAGGCAUAUAUUUUCAUUUUCAUUUUCAUUUGAUCAUUUUUUUUGAUUGGAAUUAGUUGAGGGAAAGAAAAGGAUUGCAGAUAUCAACAUGGCAUCCAGUUCUUCCGAACCCGUCAAAAAAGUGCAGUUGGAAGGCAAGGUAAUCGCCAUUACCGGUGCAAACAGAGGCAUCGGCCUCGGCAUAGCAGACUGCUGCCUCUCCAAUGGCGCCUCCAAAGUCUACUCCCUCGACAUCGGCGCCCCGGGUGACGACUUCAGCGCCCUCGCCGCCAAAUACCCAAACCAGUUCUUCGCACUGGAGGCAGACGUCACGAAAGAAGAGUCGAUCCAGGCCGCCGUCGACAAGGUGCUGGGUGAAGCGGGGGCGCUGCACGGCAUGGUAUGCAAUGCGGGGCGCACAAAGCACAAGGCGGCACUGGACUUUACGACGGAAGAGAUUGAUCAGCUGUGGGGCGUGAAUUUGUAUGGCAGUUUCUACUCGGCGCGGUGUGCGGCGAGGGCGUUUAUUAAGCAGGGGGUUAAGGGAAGUAUUGUUUUUACGGCGAGUAUGGCGUCGUAUCGGCCGAAUAAGCGCGUUCCCUCAGCGCCGUAUGGUGCGUCCAAGGCGGGCAUCAGGAAUAUGACGCAUACGCUUGCUAUGGAGUGGGCGCAGUACAACAUCCGAGUCAACUCCGUAUCGCCGGGUCUGGUCAAGACAGCAAUGACGUACUGGGUUGAGCAGCAGCCGGAUUGGGAGCAGCAGCUCAAGUACUAUGGUGGCAUACCACGGUUAGCGGCGGUUGAGGAGCUCGGAGGUGCGUAUGUGUAUUUGCUCAGUGAUGCGGCGAGUUACACAACGAGUAUUGAUAUUCCAGUCAAUGGUGUUAUCGGUAUUUGUUAAGCUGGGGCUGAGCAGAGAAUCGUUGCUGUUGAAAAAGGCGACUGGAGAGCUGAGAGAAAUAAGUUAGAAUCAUGUUUGAGUGUAUCCACAAUUAAAGAUAACGUACUAGUUACAAAUUUCCC